AUGUCCAAUAUCCCUUCCUUCGACCCCUCGUACUCAAACAAGCAGCCGAGACUGCAAGAGCCGCACACCUAUGAUGGAGCCUUGGCGAGGAAUCCAUGGCCGAACACCAUCGAGCGAUCGAUGGUUCCCGAGACCACCUCCACAGUCACUGCGUCAAACCUCCAUGCCUCUGUGGGGCCCUCGGGAAGAGCUGUCAGCGACGAAGCGAUCAUGCGAGUACCCCAAGCGUGGGGUAGCUGGGAGCAUUGCCCAUUCGGUCCCGGUCCCGAGGGCAACUUUCCCACUCCGUCUUACCAUGGACGGCCCGGAGGUCAACUGGCCCCAUUUCCGGAUUACCGAACUCUUGGAACGCCUGAUGGGGCUCUCGCCGUAGCCACCUCGUGUGCCGUUGCGGUUGCUCAUGGGAGUGGGGAUCAAAGUCCUUAUGGUACAGCCCAAGGCACUCAGGGCCAGGAGACACCAUCGUAUAGCUUGGCCACAUCGCAGUUUGCGGUCAGCUACAACCCCCCCAACUUCCAAUAUGGGCUUCCAGUCCCUGACAACCAGCUCGGUGGCUCUUUGGAGGUCUACGCCCAGUCACAGAUGGUACUCGACCCUCCAAACCUGCCAAUGUAUUUCCAGGAGUGCAAUUUAUUAUCCGGCCCAUCGAGCUAUCAAGAGGUUGGGGGCAUUAUCGACGAUGGGAGUGCCUUGAAUGCCCUUGACACCGAGUCCGAUCUCGUUUGCUUCGGCAUGCUCGUAGGCAUUCCCGGGACCUGUCGGCGCCGUGCUUUGGCUGAAACAUCGGGCUACCCUAUCAAGCUCGAAACCCCGGAAUCCUUUGUUGGGACAAAGGAUCCCAACCUCAAGGGAGACGUGAGCCCUGACUCUACUUAUCUCACAACAGCCCUCCUGGAGGAAUUAACCCUCGAACUUCAAGUCGCUUGUACCGUGUCGAUAGAUCCGCCCAAGUUGAUGAGCAACGGCAAGCCUCUCCGUGUGUCAGGCCUCACAUCAAAGUGUUCUCUGGACAUCAUCCUCUAUGGGCCAAUUGAGCUCUCCGACGCCAUUUGCACCUUCAUCGAAGAGUGCAAUGAAUACCUUGAAGACCAACGCAAGUUGUACCUCCAGGACCCGGUUGGCUGCGACCGGAAUGUGCGAUACUGCAACCCGCACAGACUGCCCCCGUUGGAUCCGGAAUGCAUUCAGUUCACGUUUGAUCUGGCACACAAACGACAGAACCUCGUGGAGCUCGAAGAUAUUGAACCACGACCGGAGUUAAUGGAAAUCUUGAACUCUCAGGAGGACUUACCAGAAGCAUUGCAGCCGCCUGCAAUAGCAACGUCGCUAGAGAGGUAUCAGAAGCAGGCCUUGACGUUUAUGCUGCGAAGAGAGCAGGGCUGGGCAUUUGACGGGGCGAGACCAGAUAUAUGGGAGGCGGUAGAAAGCGGACGGGGGCAUUGCUUUACAAACCGAAUAUCAGACGCCCGCCAAAUGGAUGAGCCCCCAGCCUUCUACGGAGGAAUCAUUGCGGAUCCGAUGGGCUUUGGAAAAACACUCACCAUGAUUGCUCUAGUCGCCUCGGAUGCCCACCACCCGACGUUCAGUGAUACGUCUGCGGUUUCCGGGGUUCUUGGAGAGGAAUCUUGUGGGCUGACAUUAAUUAUCGUCCCACCACCGUUACUGGGCACUUGGGAGGAAGAACUCGCAACUCAUGUCGUGCCUCUGGGGCUACCAUGGCGCUUGCACCACGGCAAAUCGCGUCUGACGGACCCCUCGGAGCUCCAGGACACGGCGCUUGUGCUUACAACCUACCACACAGUGUCUACAGAGUGGCGAAACGGGAGCGGCCGCGAGUCUUCCGUGCUGUUCACGACCCGGUGGAGGCGAGUGGUGUUGGAUGAAGCACACUUCAUCCGCAAUAGCGAAUCGCAAAUGGCGCGAGCCGUGUGUGCCCUCAACUCCGUCUCACGCUGGGCUGUCACCGGCACUCCCCUUCAGAACCACCUUAACGACCUGGCAGCCCUUCUCAAGUUCCUCAACGUCUACCCCUACAACGAGAAGCGUGUAUUCGACGCGGACAUCUCGCACCCGUGGAAGGCCGGCAACGCUGACGAGGCCGUCAAGAGACUGAAGCGCUUGGCAGGCUGUCUUCUACUCCGCCGGCCCAAGGGGACGGUCCAACUACCACCGAGGCACGACCGGGCAUGUCAUGUCGAGUUCCAGCCUGUGGAGCGGGAGCUCUACGACCAAGUCAGGACACAGGCGAUUGCGCGGUUCGACGAGGCGCUACUGCAAGGCAACCAUGAAACGAGAACGGCGUCUUUUGUCAGCGUUUUGCAGCAAAUCGAGGCCAUGAGGAUGGUCUGCAAUCUUGGACUUCUCUACCCGAGUAGGCACGACACGUCCAGCAUGACAGGGAAGAUGCCCGACAUGGAUAACUGGCAGGAGACUGCCCAGCGUGGGUUCAACCUCCGCUUCGAGAUGGGCAGCAUCCUGUGCCACUAUUGCCCCUGCACUCUCGACGCAACCUGCAAUCCUCUCGGCGAUACAGAGUCCACGAAGCCUCUCUUCGCCCAAUGCUUGAGGUUCAUCUGCUCGAGCUGCGUCCAGGGACUGGCACACAGGAUCCAGGCACUCGGGUGUGGGCAUAACCCGCCGUGCCCUAUGGCUCCUGUAUCAACAAGCGCGUCGAGUUUGGAGGAGUCGCCCCUUCAGAUCUCACUCGGCAACGUCGUAGGAUCUGCGUAUCUUCCUACAAAAGUGAAGGCUCUGGUCGAGGACCUGCAAGCAUUGCCUGGCGAUGUCAAGUGUGUCGUGUUCUCAACUUGGAGGAUGACACUCGACGUGGUGGAGUCAGGGCUCAAGCAAGCAGGCAUUCUCGGACUCCGGUUCGAUGGCAAGGUCCCGCAAAGGGACAGACAAGGAGUUGUUGAGCGAUUCCGCAAUGACCCAACCAUUCGUGUACUGCUGUUGACUCUCUCCUGCGGAGCAGUUGGGCUAACGCUGACUGCCGCGUCACGGGCAUACCUGAUGGAACCACACUGGAACCCAACUCUUGAAGACCAGGCACUCGCAAGAAUCCACAGGAUCGGACAAAAACGAGAAGUGACGACGUUGCGUUUCUACGUCCGGGACUCCUUCGAAGAGAAUAUCGUCAAGAACCAGCAGUUCAAGAGGGAUCUUGCGGGCAUUCUGCUUGCGCCGAGCGGGGUUGCUAUUGACAACAUGGGACAUUUGAAGGUAGCGCCUUCGGGCACUCAUCUAGCAUUCUCCCUACUGGCCGGUGGCUCAGGACUUCGUGGGUGUAUUGCUGCUUCGCCGAAGGGCUCCGCUGCAACUCGCAACUGCCGUCGCGUGGAGAGCUUCAAGGUCACCAACAUGUUCCACGGCGCCAAAAUUGAGCUCAAUGUCCGCUGCUCAAAGGAUAUCAAAUGUCAAGGUCGUAAAGGUGAUGCAAGACGGAAGGGCGCUGCCAGAAUCGUGGGUUACGGACAUCCAGGCGGGUGA
Messenger RNA from Ilyonectria robusta, 3489 nucleotides. Its product is annotated as SNF2 family N-terminal domain-containing protein. The record is from RefSeq and is a predicted model, not a curated record. NCBI's taxonomy places the organism in Eukaryota, Fungi, Ascomycota, Sordariomycetes, Hypocreales, Nectriaceae. Bases 1 to 3489 code for a protein of 1162 amino acids. Gene Ontology annotation, molecular function: ATP-dependent chromatin remodeler activity; ATP binding. The transcript has 12 exons.